Molecule: messenger RNA, 1278 nt
Organism: Aspergillus sclerotioniger CBS 115572
Lineage: Eukaryota; Fungi; Ascomycota; Eurotiomycetes; Eurotiales; Aspergillaceae
Product: ankyrin repeat domain-containing protein
Exons: 2
Coding region: 1-1278 (425 amino acids)
Molecular function (GO): protein binding
Source: RefSeq, a predicted model, not a curated record
AUGAGCCUCGCUCGCCUGCCCAGAGAGCUGGUUUUGAUCAUCGCCGAGUUUCUCGAUUGCCAGCAUGCCAUCAAUGCUCUGGCACGAACCAGCCGGCUAUUUUUCGCCCAGCUCAACCAUUUCCUUUACCGGUACCACGUGGCACACCAUAUCCCAGCCCCCGCCUUGACAUGGGCCGCAAGGCACGAUAAGUCUGACGUGCUGAAGAAGCUCCUUGGCGCGGGAGCCGAUCUCUAUUGUCGGUCCUUAUGGGGAGGCCGACCCUCACGGGACCGUGGGUCCAAGUCGGGCCCUUCGCACAGACACCCGAUAUUCAUAGCAACAGGAGAGGGUCAUACCGGAUUUAUCGAAGCCUUGCUUGACGCGGGAAUGAGUGAUAGGUUAACGCAGUCCGAUUACAAUGCCAUUCUAAUACGUGCCGCCGCACGAAAUCACGUCAACGUUGUCAGAAUGCUCCUGGCACGAGGGAUAAAUCCAUGGUCCCCUGGUGGGGCGAUGCGCGAGGCUGCCCGCUGCGGGUACACCGUGAUAGUGAGAGUAUUGUUAUUGGAUGCUGAGCAGCGGAAGUAUCGACCUCCAUUCUUUGAGUACCCGGAAAUCUGCGAGGCCCUGGUGGAGUUACUGGACAACCCGGAGCCCGGACAUGAGGAGACGGUGAGCAUGCUGCUGACUGCGGGGGUCGACGGCAAUUUCCGAGGGAGGGAUAGGCAUACAUCGCCCUUGGGCAUUGCAGCAGGACGGAGACAAGUCCAGAUGUGUAGGCUCCUUCUGGAGGCAGGAGCGAACCCAAAUCUCGCCAAUAGUGACACGCAGGGACCCCUGGCCCGAGCUGUGGGACAAUGGCUCGGGUCCCCGUCGCAAGGUCACAAAUAUCCUUCGCAGGAGGUCAAGAAUGCCAUGAUGGAGGUGGUCUGCCUACUGUUCGAGUACGGCGCCGAUCCUGCUCGGGCUGGGGGUGGUUGGGCGUUGCACCGCGCCUUGCAUAUUCGUCAUUACGAGAUGGCACGAUUUCUGAUUGACAAGGGAACCCGGUUACGAAUUCCUGGAUUGAAACCUUGCGAUCAGGCGACGUUGGACCGAGCGGUGACAAAGUACGAUUAUGAGACGGUGAUGAGUCGUACACCGUUGGGCUGGUCGGUGGCUAGCCUGGGCCCGAGAAGAUACAUGAGUGCAAAUCGCAGGCCAGCGAUGAUGGCCGCGCCAUUGGAUGAGGUGCCGCUGUGGCGCAAGGGAGAUAACAAUACCAUAAAUGAACGAGGAGGAAUCAACUACGUCUAA